Messenger RNA from Zea mays, 1728 nucleotides. RefSeq names its product anthocyanidin 3-O-glucosyltransferase. Gene Ontology annotation, molecular function: UDP-glycosyltransferase activity. The transcript has a single exon. Lineage: Eukaryota; Viridiplantae; Streptophyta; Magnoliopsida; Poales; Poaceae. Bases 86 to 1528 code for a protein of 480 amino acids. The record is from RefSeq and is marked validated.
AACAGACAAACAUUCAAACUACACGUCGAUCAUCGCAUCGCACCACACGGCCUGCCUGAAUAAUCCGUCCGUCCACCGACCGCCAAUGGCGCAGAUGGAGCGCGAGCACCUCAGCGUGGUCAUGUUCCCGUGGCUCGCGCACGGCCACGUCACCCCGUACCUGGAGCUGGCCAGGCGCCUCACCUCCGCCAACGACGCCGACAUCGACGUGACCGUCCACCUCGUCUCCACGCCCGUCAACCUGUCGGCGAUCGCGCGGCACCAGACCCCUCGGAUCCGCUUCGCGGAGCUCCACCUCCCGGCGGCGCCGGACCUGCCGCCCGAGCUGCACACCACCAAGCACCUGCCCGCGCGCCUCAUGCCGGCGCUCAAGCGCGCGUGCGACCUCGCCGCGCCGCGCUUCGGCGCGCUGCUGGACGAGAUCCGCCCGGACCUCCUCCUCUUCGACUUCCUCUACCCGUGGGCGCCGCUCGAGGCCGCCGCGCGCGGCGUGCCCGCGGCGCACCUCAGCACCUUCAGCGCCGCCGCCACCUCCUUCGUCGUGCACUGCCUAGGCCGCGGCCGCCGCGAAGGCUGCGCGUUCCCGUUCCGAGGCGUCGGGUUCGGCAGCGCCGAGGAGGAGGCCAAGUACAUGGCGCAGUACAUCCUCCGCGAGGAGCUCCCCGACGCCCUCGUCCCCGAGCGCAACCGCCUGCUGCUCAGCCUCGCGCGCUCCUCGGCCUUCGUGGCCGUCAAGACGUGCGCCGACGUCGAGCGCCCGUACAUGGACUACCUGUCCGAGCUCGUGGGCGGCAACAAGGAGAUGGUCCCCGUCGGCCCGCUGCUCGUCGACGCCGACGCCGCCGCCGCCGCCGCCGGAGGCGGCACGUCGUCGGAGUCCGAGUCAGACCGCGUGAUGCGCUGGCUCGACGCCCAGACCCCGGCCUCCGUCGUGCUCGUCUGCUUCGGCAGCGAGUACUUCAUGUCGGAGCAGCAGCUGGCGCGGAUGGCGCGCGGCCUGGAGCUCAGCGGCGAGCGCUUCGUGUGGGUGGUGCGGUUCCCCAGGGAGACAGAGGAGGGCGACGAAGCUGCGCGCGCGCUGCCCCGCGGGUUCGCCCCGGCGCCCGGGCGCGGGCUGGUGGUGGAGGGGUGGGCGCCGCAGCGCCGCAUCCUGGCGCACCCGGCCUGCGGCGCGUUCCUGUCGCACUGCGGGUGGAGCUCCGUGCUGGAGUCCCUGGCGGCGGGAGUGCCGAUCGUGGCGCUGCCGCUGCACAUCGAUCAACCGCUGGACGCCAACCUGGCCACGGAGCUGGGCGCCGCCGUGCGCGUGCAGCAGGAGCGGUUCGGCGAGUUCCGGGCCGAGGACGUGGCGCGCGCUGUGCGGAGAGCCAUGCGCGGGGAGGAGAGCCACGCGCUCAGGCGCCGCGCCGCGGAGCUGCGGGAGGUGGUGGCGCGGAACGACGCGGACGACGCCCAGGUUGCCGCGCUCGUGCAGCGCAUGGCGAGGCUCUGCGGCAAGGGACAGCAGCGAGUGGCCGUGCCCAACUGAAUUCCCUUGCGCUCUUUGCUGUUCCAAAUUCCAAUAAAUCUGCCUGCGCAUGGCAGCAUGGGCUUCUUCUUCUUCCUGCUGUAGAUUCAAAAGCCCACCAAUGUAGGAACUGGUAAAUUUUUCUAUUGGGCCUUUCGGCGGCCUAGUCUCGUGUCAGUUAUGACUUCCCAGAAAAUAUAUAUACUUGUUUGGAACCGAAA